AUGGUCAGGGCAUCUCUAUCUUUUCUUGUUCCCUUCUUUCUUCCUCUGGCUGUGGCUCAGUAUGGAGGAGGAGGUGGUGGUGGUGGAGGUGGUGGUGGUGCUGCCACCACGACCAUGACGACCACGACUAAGAGCAGUUCCUCCUCGAGCGCCACCCACUCUGUUAAUGUUGGCAAAAACGGCUUCACCUUUAGCCCGAAUAGCCUCACCGUCUCCUCAGGAGACAAAGUCAAGUUCCAAUUCUUUCCGGGCGACCACUCGGUGGUUGAAGCCGCAUAUAACAACCCAUGCCACCCCUUGAGCUCUAGCAGCUUCUUCAGUGGAUUCAUCCCUGGUAGUACUAGUCCUAAGUCGUCUGACGACUACAUUCUGACCGUUAACAAUACCAAACCCAUCUGGUUCUACUGCGGACAAGUUGGGCACUGCCAGGCCGGAAUGGUUGGGGUGAUCAACCCACCGUAA
Messenger RNA from Penicillium riverlandense, 462 nucleotides. RefSeq names its product cupredoxin domain-containing protein. The coding region runs from base 1 to 462 and encodes 153 amino acids. NCBI's taxonomy places the organism in Eukaryota, Fungi, Ascomycota, Eurotiomycetes, Eurotiales, Aspergillaceae. The record is from RefSeq and is a predicted model, not a curated record. The transcript is spliced from 2 exons.